Hordeum vulgare subsp. vulgare (domesticated barley) is the source of this 647-nucleotide messenger RNA. RefSeq lists its product as uncharacterized. The record is from RefSeq and is a predicted model, not a curated record. Bases 126 to 365 code for a protein of 79 amino acids. The transcript has 3 exons. NCBI's taxonomy places the organism in Eukaryota, Viridiplantae, Streptophyta, Magnoliopsida, Poales, Poaceae.
CGGCCGCUGACGCCGCGGCCGAGAGCGUCAGCGGUAGACUGACGAGUUGCCACCGCCACCGCCACCGCCACCGUUCUCAGCCAGAGGCGACCGCCCCCGCCAAGACAGAUCGAUCGACCGGAGCCAUGCCUCUCCCCGCCAACCGUGUAAUGGGAUCCGCCUUCGUCGCGUUCGGCGUCACGCUCCUCGCCGGCUUCCUGUACGUCGCCGUCGGGUCCAAGGCCCUCGCGCCGUCCGACAACUGGUUCUUGCUCGCCGUCCAAAACGACAGGUACUACUGCUUGCUUGUGCCCCUGACCGUCCCUGUCAUAAUCGUGGCUGUGUAUCUGCAUUGGCUGAGCAUGAAGAUGUUCAAGCAUGCGUGAGGGGUGCUACAGUCAUGCAAAACGAAACCCAUCAUCAGUUCAUCGCUCUUAAGAUUGUGGUAUUUUUGUUUUGUUUAUUAUACAGUGUAAGACAAAGUUCCUGUGGUGGAGAAACUACGCUGGAUCUUACAACUGUUGUGUAAGGAUGUGCUUGGUUUCUUGCCUCCCAUUUGCCAAUGACAGUGUUUUCGUGAGCCGAUUUUUGGCAUUGCCAAAUUGUUUGGUUGAUAGCCAAUUAUUGUGCCAAUCAGGCUGGUUCCAAUAGAGAGAAAGCAUUGAGUA